AUGGAUACCGACGCCGACCGCCAGCUGAUUGGCGAGAAAUGCGAGUUCAAGGUGUACCGCCAUAAUACAAAGAAAGACGGAAAACGCGCUGUCGAAGUCCUUUCCAAACCCUUCGAGGAUCUGUCACUGGACGACCAAGACCACCCCUAUGCCCUGGUCAUUAAUCGAUACUUCGGUGAGAAGAGCCAGCUCGAGAAGACGACCUUGCAAAUCAAUUCCGGUCGCCUUCUCAAGGUCUUCCGAGAAGUGAUCGGCUCCUACCCAACUGUCCCUGCGGAUUUCCAGGACCCGUUCCAACUUGACAGUCCGUUCCAAAUCCUAUUCCAUCAUUGGGGAGACUUGGACGAGCAGCGGCAGCAGACUCAAGAUGCCCAAGAGCGAAUGCAUCUUAACCUGUUGUUCGAUUUCAUGAACAACGAGCUUGGCCAAGAGAGAGACCGCAUCCGCGGCAUGAUCCGGAAGAAUCAAAUCACUUUUACGGCUGCAUGGUGCAUCUUCCGCCCCGGAGAUUUAGUCUACACUUCAUUCAUGGGGCAUCCGUGGCUAUUGCGAUGCCAAAAAACUGCCUAUGAGGAAAAUGUGAAACGAGGUCCCUAUUUGGAAGUUCAUUGCAUAUUCUCGGAUCAUAAUGGUACAGUGGCAGGGCAGGCUAAACAGGUCUUUAAGAUUUACCAAAAAGAGGCUUUCGGUGCAGAAAACCCCGCGGUCAUUACUGAGCUUCCUGUUUAUCCUCGGGAGUUUGUCAAGGGUCAUGACCGUCUAGAAGAGCGACUAAUCGAGCGUGGUCGGAGAUUUCUUCUUCUCCAAGGGAUGUCGAUCAAGGCAUACGACGGGCCGGCCAAGUACCUCAAGGAGCCUUACCACCGCAUCUAUGAUCCAUUCAUGGCCGAUUGGCCGGGUGUGUGGCUGCCAUAUACGGAGCUAGGCAGAGUCAUUGUGGACCGGAAAACCUACCAAGAGGAACAAAUUGCGAAUGGGGUAAAUGUCCAAGUACAAGAGACAGACCCACUACUAUGCCCUCCAUAUCAGUAUGGGUUCUCAAUAGCUAGAAAGGAAUGGGCUCGUUUCUUAGUUGAUUGCCUUACGGAAGUGAGAUGGGAGAAGGAUGUCUGGGAUUCGUUGAUUGUUGGUGGUCGACCAAAACUGGUUCUUCAGUCUCUGGUCACUUCUCAUGCUUACCCCGAAGAUGCCCGCGAUCAAAUGCGGCAAAAGGGGAAGGGCCUGGUUGUUCUUCUUUACGGGACCCCUGGAUCGGGCAAGACAUUGACUGCAGAAACUGCGGCGGAAGGAACCCAGAAAGCCUUAAUCAUGACCUCACUCGGGGAACUCAAUAAGGAAGACAGCACCUGGGCCUUUGAAGCCCGUCUGCGACUCAUUCUGCGCUAUGCCACCAUAUGGAAGGCAGUCGUCCUGAUGGAUGAGGCGGACGUGUUUCUGGAGGCUCGAGACGACCACGGCGAUAAUAACACCCGGAACGCCCUUGUAGCUGUCUUCCUCAAAGAACUGGAAUACUUCAGCGGUGUUGUAUUUCUCACCACCAAUCGCAUCAGAUCGUUUGACCGAGCAAUGAAGUCUCGGAUCCAUCUUGCUCUCGAAUACUCACCACCAGGAAUUGAAACACGUCAGCAAAUUUGGCAGCAGAUUCUGAGCACUAUUCCUCCAAAGGAUACGGAUGUAGACCUCGAUGAUGCAAUUGAUCACUUCGUGGCAGUAAAACUCAAUGGCCGAGAGAUUUCCAAUACCAUCAAUACCGCGCGAACAAUUGCUCGAUUUGAAAACAAACCACUUCAGCUUAACCAUAUUGAGCUUGUCCUGGGUGUCCGGAGAGAAUUCGAGGACAGCUUGAAAAAGGCCGCGAAGAAAUCCGGCCAAUCGGCAGACGGGGUUGGGCCGUUGAUUGAUCGAACAAACUCUAUCAUCGAAGAAGAAGAAGAUGGCUUCAAAUCCUAG
Penicillium canariense is the source of this 1950-nucleotide messenger RNA. RefSeq names its product ATP-binding protein. The record is from RefSeq and is a predicted model, not a curated record. Gene Ontology annotation, molecular function: ATP binding; ATP hydrolysis activity. Lineage: Eukaryota; Fungi; Ascomycota; Eurotiomycetes; Eurotiales; Aspergillaceae. Bases 1 to 1950 code for a protein of 649 amino acids. The transcript has 3 exons.